This is a messenger RNA of Onthophagus taurus, 2188 nucleotides long. Its product is annotated as juvenile hormone esterase-like. The record is from RefSeq and is a predicted model, not a curated record. Lineage: Eukaryota; Metazoa; Arthropoda; Insecta; Coleoptera; Scarabaeidae.
UUAUAUUCAUACACACAAUAAGAAAACUCAACAGUUGUGGUUGGUUUUAGUUAGUGUUAGUAUCGAUGAUGAUUUCUAUGGAAAAACUGAUCUUACUCAACGUGAAUCUACGGGAUGUGCGAAAUGUUAAGCUUUUUAAAAUUUCUUAUCACCUGUUAAGAUUUACGGUUAUCUAUACCGCAGGAAAUGAGUGGGGCAUCCAUAUAAAAGCAGCGAACUGCAAAAGUAUGACCACCACAGUUAUGAGAGGUGUUUGUUAUACACCAUGAUUUUUAAAAGUUUUUUAUUGAUUUUUGUAAUAUUUUCCGUUUGUUUGAUCACAUCCGGUUAUGUUGCACAUACAAGGCAAGGUACUAUACGAGGUGCGAAGAAAGUAACUUCAGAUGGUCAUAUGUACACAUAUUUGGGAAUACCUUUUGCGAGACCACCUUUAGGACGCCUCAGAUUCCAGCCACCUCAACCAGUAGUAAAAUGGAAAGACACCAGAGAUACAAUCACUCAAAAACCACAAUGUGUGCAGUCAAGGAGCACUUAUGUUCGAACAGAUAAGAUUGAAGGAUCCGAAGAUUGUCUAUAUUUAAAUGUUUACACACCAAUGGAUCCGAGCAAAAGAACUGACCAAGUUUAUCCAGUUAUGGUUUGGAUACACGGUGGUGGAUUUUUUGAAGGCGAUAAUGGUUAUGAUUUAUAUCCACCAGAGAAUUUCGUAGCACAAAAUAUUAUAGUAGUUACAGUUUCAUAUCGAUUAGGAAUAUUCGGUUUUAUUAGUACGGGCGAUUUAAUCGCACCAGGAAAUAACGGAUUAAGAGAUCAAAUUAUGGCGUUAAAAUGGGUAAACGAAAAUAUUGAAAGUUUCGGUGGUGAUAAAAAUUCCAUAACAAUUUGGGGUGAAAGUUCAGGAGGAAUAUCGGUAUCCCAUUUACUAUCUUCGCCAUUAACCAAAGGAUUGUUUCAUAAAGCGAUUACUGAAAGUGGCGCUUCUAUUUCUGCAGUGGGUGUAGGAAUUGACCAACCUCUCUUAGCUUUUGCAACCGGAUCAUUAUUAAAUAUAAAUGCUACUAACAGCGAAGAAUUAAUUACACAACUUCAAAAGGUCAAUUUUAAAGAAUUACAAGCAGCUGCUUCACGAGCUGGAAUUGCUAUAACCGUUGAGCAACCUUUAAUAAGAUAUCCUUUUACGGUAGUUAUUGAACCAGAACAUGAAAACGCUGUUCUUUCAAAGUCGCCGUAUGCAAUUUUGGAAAAUGGAGAAGUUCCUAAAGUUCCGAUUUUAAUGGGUUUCAACUCAAAUGAAGGUGAUGGUCUUCCGGAUGCAUUUGCUAGAAUGGCCUUAACAGCGUCUAAUUUAGCCCCAGCUACUUUAGUUCCAGUUGGAUUGAAUUUGAAUACGCCAAAUGAUACUAAUACAGCCAAUUUAGUUGGAGCACUUAUUAAAGAGCAUUACUUUCCCCGUGACACAACAAAUUUUGCAGAACCACACUUUGUUCAUUGGUAUGGAGAUACGCACAUGAUACGUCCAAUAAUACAGCAAGGAUUAUUACUUUCAAAGUUCACCGAUGUGUAUUUCUUCGAAUUUAAUUGUAUAGGAUAUUUGGGAAAUCCUCUAAGAUCUAAUUGGAAUGGCGUCGGACAUGCUGAAGAACUCAAUUAUUUAUUUAAGAGACUAACACAACCAACUGUUUUAUCUGCGGAGGAUAAGCUUUGCAGUGAAAGAGUAGUAAAAUUAUGGGGAAAUUUUGUCAAAUAUAGUAAUCCAACUCCUGAAAAUGAUCCUUUAUUACAAGAAAUUAUUUGGCCAAAAACAGCCCCGACACCCAAUAUGUGCUACUUACAUGUGGACAAAAACUUAUCAAUCAGGGUUAAUCCAGAUAAAGAAGAUUUUCAAUUUUGGACCAAUAUCUUUGAGACAUACGGAAAGAGACCAUUGACGACCUUUUAACUGUAUUAUAUCUAUUGUAUUAUAAGAUGUACCUGAUAUUACAGAUAAUUUAUUAUUUUAAAUAUUCUACUUCUGAUCUAGAAAGUUAUAACUAGAUGUAGUGCAAGAACUUUUUAUUUUUGGGAUUAAGAAGGAUAAGAAGUUUUUUCGUUUUCAAAACUACCUCAAAACUCGAUUCUUAAUACUAUGAAUAAAAUGUGCUACAACAAAAGUUAAAUAAUUAUUAAUAUGCAUUUUCUAAUUUAUAAU